Messenger RNA from Aspergillus campestris IBT 28561, 2089 nucleotides. RefSeq names its product pantothenate kinase. Gene Ontology annotation, biological process: coenzyme A biosynthetic process. The transcript is spliced from 4 exons. NCBI's taxonomy places the organism in Eukaryota, Fungi, Ascomycota, Eurotiomycetes, Eurotiales, Aspergillaceae. Gene Ontology annotation, cellular component: cytosol; nucleus. Gene Ontology annotation, molecular function: ATP binding; pantothenate kinase activity. The coding region runs from base 440 to 1708 and encodes 422 amino acids. The record is from RefSeq and is a predicted model, not a curated record.
CAUUUUACACUGGCAUCAUGAUCAUGACACAGAUGGUCAACAGUCCACCCUUGGAGAGGCCAAAAGCACGAGGCAUGUCGGUGAACAACAAACUUUGUCCUGCACUCCAGUCACCUUAAAAGAUUCAAGAAAAAAAGAGCAAAAAGACAGAGGAGAGGUCCCCCUAAUUCAAUCCUAGAAACCACCCCCGUAAGCAAUGGAGCGGGCGGAUUCUCCACUCUGGUCCAGAAGGCGGGCAGAAGGAGAUAUACGCCGUAGGGAUUAUCACGGCGUCCCAUUGAACCGAAUUAUCAAAUCAAAGUCGCAGUACUGCCAAUUCAACCUCCUUUUUUCUGGUUGAGCUUGUCUAUCCCCACGCGCUCACAAAUCUGGAGAGAGUUGGGAUUUUGCCUCUUCCCUUCUUCCCCUCCUCCAAUCUUUUUGACCCCUCCUCCACAUCAUGUCUUCUCAACAUCAUUCCGCCCCCCGCCUCUUGGAGAAGGCCAUCACCAACCCCGGAGCGGUCAAGAUUAACGUGGAGGGUGCCUUUAUCGUGGAUGAAGACCCCCGAUCCAAGAGUCCGGUCCGAACGGAGGGGGUGCAUUAUGAAGGUAGCGACAUUCGUCUGCCUCAUCAUACCGGUUUGGUGAGCCAUGUCGCAGUCGAUAUUGGCGGUUCCCUCGCGAAGCUGGUUUACUUCACGCGGGAAAUCGACUCCAGCGACGUUGGCGGCCGAUUGAACUUUAUGCUUUUCGAAACCCACCGCAUCGACCUCUGCAUAGAAGUGCUCAAACAAUUGAAGGAGGAGUAUGUCAGGCUUCACGGGCCGUCUCCGACGGAGCUGUGCGUCGUUGCGACCGGCGGAGGCGCCUUCAAGUACUACGACAAGUUGAAGGAUGCGCUUAAGGUCAACAUCAUCCGGGAGGACGAGAUGCAGUGUCUCAUUACGGGCCUCGACUUUUUCGUCACCGAAAUCCCCAACGAGGUCUUCACCUACAGCGAAACCGAACCGAUGCAGUUUGCCGAGGCCCGACCGGACGUCUACCCAUACCUGUUGGUCAACAUCGGAUCCGGGGUCUCCAUGAUCAAGGUGUCCGGCCCGCGGCAGUUUGAGCGCGUCGGCGGGACCCACCUCGGGGGUGGCACCUUCUGGGGGAUCCUGUCGUUGCUGACGGGGGCGCGGACCUUUGACGAGAUGCUGGCCAUGGCGGACAGCGGGGACAACAGCGGGGUGGACAUGCUGGUGGGAGACAUCUACGGCAUGGACUAUAGUAAAAUCGGGCUGAAGAGCACGGCGAUCGCGAGCACGUUCGGCAAGGUGUUUCGCAUGAAGAACGAUGCCGAGGAGGCGGCUUCGAAUGGGGAGGAGCCGGAUGUCACUUUUAAGAACGAGGACAUGAGCCGGAGCCUACUAUACGCCAUUAGCAACAACAUCGGACAGAUCGCCUACCUCCAAUCCGAAAAACACCAGGUCAAGCACAUCUACUUCGGCGGGUCGUUCAUCCGCGGACACCGCCAGACCAUGAACACCCUCUCCUACGCCAUCCGGUUCUGGUCCAAGGGGGAGAAGCAGGCAUACUUUCUCCGCCACGAGGGCUACAUCGGGGCGGUCGGGGCGUUCCUACGCCGACAGCCGGUCAACUGGGGACGACGGACGAGUCUGGACGGCACCACUGCGCCGCCGGAUAAGGAGACGUUCGACGGUCACCCCAAGGACCACGCCCUUUGAUUUCUCCCUCCCUCUCUCUCUCCGUCCCUCUCUCUCCCUCCCCAUUCUCUGUUUCCGUUUACAUUUCAGUCUCAUUUUGAGCGUUUGAUACCCGCUGAUUAUGUUGACGCUCUUGUCGGAUGGAUAGUCUCGGAUUCCCGCCUGCUCCAGGCGGGACAUCUGCACCUGUCAUCGUUGUUGUCGUUGUUAUUUGCUUCUGUACGAUCAUGGUAAUCUUUUCUAUUUCUCUAUUAUGUUUAAUUUGGGUCGGGAUAUGGUGUGCAAAUGUUUGUCCUUCCAGAGCCAGUGCUGUCGUUUCAUAGAGAUGGCGAAGGAUUAUCUUAUUUUCCUGGGAUAGAAAGACGCGACACAUUUGCGUAUACAAGAGCAUGAGCGAGCGUG